AUGAAGCUCAAGCCAUGGUCAAUCCGAGUCGGGACGCGACUCUCUCGUCCAUUUCUUUAUUAUAACCCCCACUCAAGCGUCCGAAGCUUUUCCGCUUCUUCACCCUCUCAAUACCGACCUCUAAACAUCCUCGAAAAUGCCACCCUGGACACCUUCCGGCAGCAAUGCUUCCUCCCCGAAAAACCGGCAAUCCUCCCACGCUCUACCUUCCAAGACCUCCCCGCCCGGAAACAAUGGUUCAAACGCGCGCGCCCCGAGUCAACGCCGAACCCCGUUGCAAGCCUGAACGUGGAAUAUCUCCAGAAACAUGGCGCCGAUGCGUUCGUCCCACUGGAACUCACAGAAUCUACAUCGAAUGCUGAAUCUGGAUCUGGAUCUGGCGGUGGGACAACAGAAACACAUAGUUUCCGGCAAUUCCACGCGCCGCUCACGCUCUUCCUCGACUGGAUGCGCACGGCCGAGACCACUUCCCAAUCAACGCGGCUCUACCUAGCACAAUGCCAGCUCCUGGACCUCCCUCCCGUGCUUCGAGAAGAUUUCCCGACACCGGAGCUCGUGGCGCGCGCGGGCAAGGGUGAUGUAUAUGAUACGAAUGUCUGGAUUGGCCACCCGCCUACUUAUACGCCGCUCCACCGCGAUCCGAACCCGAACUUGUUUGUCCAGCUGGCUGGGGAGAAGGUUGUGCGACUGCUUGCACCGGCGGAUGGGCAGGCUGUGUUUGGGGCUGUGAGGGGGCAGCUGGGGAAGAGUGGGAGUCGGGAGGCAGCGGCUUUCCGGGGAGAGGAGAUGAUGCAGGGGAGGGAGAGGGCGUUGUUAGAUGAGAUGGUUUGGGGGACUCCGGUGUCUGCUGGUUCGGAUGCUGGGGUUGGAUUUGAAGCGUGUCUUGGUGCCGGUGAUGGCUUGUUCAUUCCUAAGGGAUGGUGGCAUAGUAUUAAGGGUGUUGGUGGGGGUGUUACAGCUUCGGUCAACUGGUGGUUUCGAUAG
Penicillium crustosum is the source of this 984-nucleotide messenger RNA. RefSeq names its product putative JmjC domain protein. The transcript has 2 exons. Gene Ontology annotation, molecular function: 2-oxoglutarate-dependent dioxygenase activity. The record is from RefSeq and is a predicted model, not a curated record. Bases 1 to 984 code for a protein of 327 amino acids. NCBI's taxonomy places the organism in Eukaryota, Fungi, Ascomycota, Eurotiomycetes, Eurotiales, Aspergillaceae.